Saccostrea cuccullata (small rock oyster) is the source of this 1284-nucleotide messenger RNA. Its product is annotated as fibroleukin-like. NCBI's taxonomy places the organism in Eukaryota, Metazoa, Mollusca, Bivalvia, Ostreida, Ostreidae. The transcript has 5 exons. Bases 264 to 812 code for a protein of 182 amino acids. The record is from RefSeq and is a predicted model, not a curated record.
AUAACGCAGGGUCUCUGUGUUUAUGUUCUACUUUGUGUAAAAAUGAUUGCGGUUUUUAUGGAUACAAUCCUUUAUUAAAGAAAUGCCGUCUUCACAAGAAGGUCUUUAACACUGGAGUUUCUGAUGAAGUCGGUUGGAAAUACUAUUCUUAUAGUGGUAUAAAUACAGAUUGCAAGGGCCAUUUUCUACAUGGACAGACACAGUCCGGAGUCUACACCAUAAAUCCAUUUCGUAACGAAACCAAUAUCACCGUGUACUGCGACAUGGAAACCGAGGGCGGAGGUUGGACUGCAAUACAGAAACGGGGGAGUGGAUCUGAGAGUUUCAAUAGAUCGUGGGUGGACUACCAGAAUGGUUUUGGAGAGGCUAACGACUCUUAUUGGAUUGGAAAUGAUUUGAUUCAUGAAUUGACCAAAGGAAAUGACUCGUCCCUGUACAUCUCCAUUUCAUUACAAAAUGGCAACACUUUUUAUGAACGCUAUCAACUAUUCUCCAUUGCUGAUGAGACAGAUGACUACAGACUCCUACUCGGGGGACCAGCCAAUGGGACCCUGGGUGACAGCAUGUUGAACCCUAAUUUCCAAGGCAAGGAUCUGUCAGGAAUGCCAUUCAGUGCUCCAGACAGGGAUAACGAUAAAUGGGGCGGAGGUAGCUGUGCUGCUUAUCGUGAGGGAGGCUGGUGGUUUAAUAAUUGCCACUGGGCCUUCCUUAACGGACCCUGGGCCCCAGCUUACUGGCACAAUCUGUGGUAUCCAACUGUCAGGAACGGGGACUCUGUAACAGAGAUCAAAAUGUUAAUCAAGCGUCACUAAGAAAACACAUGUCAUUCUUUAUAUAAAUUGUACAUUUUUGUAGAUCAUUUUUAUUGCUAAAUUAAGGCUACGCAACAGGAGGGAACCUCAAUUUCACAUUGAAAUGUAAAGUAAAAAUCUUUGAAAGUCUUUUUUUCACGAAUUACUUGGGCCGAAGACUGAAACUUACAUGGAAGGUGGUGUUGAAUCUACAAUUUCAAAAUCAAAUCCAUGCGUGGGGUGUAAUUGUGCCACAAUAGGUAUCACAUAAAAGAAAUAUGUUUAAAAAUAGCAUGACCAAAAUAACUCGGGUUACCGAUAUGGCACAUGGGCCUCCUGUUGAUAAUUUUAUGUGUGAUUUCUUUAAUUAUAUGAUAUAGCAGGUGUUUGGUUAACUAGAGAUACUCCCUUUUGUCGUUGAUGUUUUUUCUUAAUGUAUAUUCUUUUCAAAUGCUGAUAAACAAAGAAAAUGAAAUGUGCGAAUAAUUUGUUU